Nicotiana attenuata is the source of this 1497-nucleotide messenger RNA. RefSeq names its product COBRA-like protein 6. The record is from RefSeq and is a predicted model, not a curated record. Gene Ontology annotation, cellular component: plasma membrane. NCBI's taxonomy places the organism in Eukaryota, Viridiplantae, Streptophyta, Magnoliopsida, Solanales, Solanaceae. The transcript has 6 exons. Bases 268 to 1461 code for a protein of 397 amino acids. Gene Ontology annotation, biological process: plant-type cell wall cellulose biosynthetic process; cellulose microfibril organization.
UGUAUUGUCUCUUUUUCUUCUUUCUUCUUCCUUCUUUUUGGCUGCCAUUUCAUAUUCUUUCUCUUAAACAUUUGCAGAACUCAAACUAAAGUUUAAGUUUUAUGAAUAAAUUAGCACUGAAUUUAUGUUAUUUUUUCAUCAAAGAUCAAUGGGUUGUGGCCUAAUUUUAGUGUUACCUCUCAUCCUUUUCAUUCAUCCAACCAUUGUAAUGCAGAUGGUUAUGAUCCACUGGACCCGAAUGGGAAUAUUACUAUCAGAUGGGAUAUCAUGCUAAACAAUGAAGGUAGCCAAGACGUUAAAGUCUCAAUCUUUAACUACCAACUUUUCCGCCACAUAGAUCAACCUGGUUGGAAAUUAAGCUGGAGUUGGCCUGGCAAUGAAGUAAUUUGGGAUAUGUCAGGUGCUGAAGCUACUGAGCAAGGGGAUUGUUCUGCGAUCAAAGCAACACAACCGCCCCAUUGCUGUGAAAAAGAGCCAGUGAUCAUUGACCUCCUGCCCGGAGCUCCUUAUAAUAAACAGGUCGCAAAUUGCUGCAGAGGAGGAGUACUUACAUCUCUGACUCAAGACCCCGAAAAAUAUGGUGCUUCUUUUCAGAUGAACAUUGGAAGUGCUUCUUAUAAUGGAUCCGAGCCUCGUGUACCUGAAAAUUUCACACUUGGAAUUCCUGGAUAUACUUGUGGCGAUCCUUUUGAAGUCCCUCCAAGUAAGUUCAAUGUGGAUCAAGGACGACGAAAGACUCAAGCCGUUGCAACUUGGAAUGUGAUUUGUUCUUAUUCCCAGUUUAGAGCAUCAUCUUCUCCAACAUGUUGUGUUUCCUUGUCUGCUUUCUACAACAAUACAAUUGUGCCAUGCCCCAAAUGCAGCUGUGGUUGUCAGGGACAACUAGGAGCAGAUCAAUGUGUGAAGUAUGGUGAGCUACCACCAGUUUUGCAACUAGAUCAUAACGAACCGCCAAAGCCAGUAGUACAGUGUUCACAACACAUGUGCCCAAUUCAGAUACAUUGGCAUGUAAAGCAGAGUUACACACAGUAUUGGAGGGUUAAAAUGACUAUCAGAAACUUAAACUAUGUUAAGAACUACAGCCAGUGGAACUUGGUUGUCUUGCAUCCAAAUUUGAGAAGCAUAACGCAGGUUUUCAGUUUCAACUACAAGCCACUUAAUCAGUAUGGUGAUACCAAUGACACAGGAAUGUUUUAUGGGAUUGAAUAUUACAAUGACAUGUUGCUACAAGCAGGUGAAACUGGGAAUGUGCAAAGUGAGUUAUUAAUGCACAGAGAUGCAGGGAUUUUCACAUUUAGGGAAGGAUGGGUUUUUCCAAGAAAGAUUUCAUUCAAUGGAGAAGACUGUGUUUUGCCUUCACCUGAUGACUAUCCAAGGCUUCCAAAUUCUAGUCAAUUUAUGGCUCCUUCAAUAUUUACUAUCAUUGUUUUCUUCCUCUCUUUGAUAUUAACCUUAUUUUAAUUAGUUUAACCAGUAAUUAAUAUUAAUUUAUAGAUU